AUGUCCAACCAGCGCUGGGACUCGUUCGGCGGUGCUGCGCGGGAGGCGGCCGCGGGCACGCUGGGCUCGCUAGCUCGGAUUUGGCGGACGUUUUUCGGCUUCAACUUUACGGAUGUCUUGGCACCACUGAAGGCUUGCGGCCCGGCGCACAUCACGCAGUUCGUGCACGGUAUUCGGAUUUUGCUAUUUGUUCGUGUGGGGGUAUAUUGCAGAUUUGUCAAUGAAUUUUUACUCGCGAGUAAAAGAAUUGAGUUUACGCGGAUUGGCAACGCGGCGGGCAUUCGAGCUAUGGGCGCGGACGCGCAGCUGGUCGAGGCCAGCGCGAGGAUCGCCGAGCUAGAGGCGGAGGUCGCCGAGCUCAAGAGGAACUCGCAGGGCCCCGUUCCCUCCACAUCCUUGUCCAGGUCGCUGCUCGCGGCGCUGGCCGUCUUCCAGGUCCUCCUCCUCGCCAUCUGUCUUUGGGGGGCAAUCAUCUCGACGAUCAACUACACGGAGGCGCCCUCCAUGACGACCUCGUCCAUGACACCUCAGCUCUCCACGCUCAAGAACGCCGCGGACGACUGCCCCGUCGCGGUGCACGAGACCAAGCUCGUGAUGCAGGGCGGCUUCUUGGAGAUUGAACUCCAAGAUGUGGACGGUUCCGAAGGGCGCCAGCGCCAGAACUACACCAUCAACGCAGCAACAUCGGUGGCAACCUGCCGCGACGCCCUGGUGAUUGCAGAUAACUACGAGAACGGCGUGGAUCACGUCGUUCUCCCGUGCAAGACGUGUGGAGGCGACAAGACGUACCCCCUGCUCUCGCCGACGAUGCUGACGGAGAAGGAGGACCACUUCAUUCUCCGCGGUCACAUCGGCGAGCCGCUGAAUGGAGACUAUGAGAUCAAGUGCUGCUACCCGAAGUCGGAGUGCAUCGCCCGGCCCAACCUGCCCUGCGCGAUGGCUCCAGUGCCGGAGGCCGGCCUCCCAGAGCACACAUGCCCCGAUUGGGAGCCGGAGCCGGAGCCGGAGCCAGAGCCGUACGGGCGCAUGUUGUUUGAGGCGGACGGCCAUGCGGAGCUCGAUCACUUCGAGUGCACCGACACCCCCGAGGAGCUUCUCGCACCCGCUGUGGAGAAGCUCGCCUUGCCCGCCGCCACGUGCGCCGAGCUGCUCGCCAUCGGGGGCUGCGAGCUCGAGGUGGUCAAGGACCUCUGCGCGAAGAGUUGCGACGCGUGCGGCGGCAAACAGAGCGCCAGCCACCUCGCCUUCUCCAAGCAUAUCCCUCACAUCUACGUAUGGGCGGAAAACCGUCGACUCGUUCCACGAGACGACUCGAUCUGGUGGCCUGUCUUUGGCUAA
Messenger RNA from Emiliania huxleyi CCMP1516, 1338 nucleotides. RefSeq lists its product as hypothetical. The coding region runs from base 1 to 1338 and encodes 445 amino acids. The record is from RefSeq and is a predicted model, not a curated record. The transcript has 5 exons. NCBI's taxonomy places the organism in Eukaryota, Haptophyta, Isochrysidales, Noelaerhabdaceae.